AUGCACUCACUCGACAGCUUCCAACAUUUUACCGACUUCUUACUAUCUCAAGGAGAUACAAUUCUUUCACUGCCCAUCAAUGGGGAACUCUGGAAAGUCAGGGGUGUUUUUCUCGAGUUUUGCAAAGAGGAUACCUAUCACACACCAACCACAUACACAGAUUUCAUUGAUUAUCUCCGAUUGUUUCAGACUCUCAGUGGAGGGUCGUUGCAUUUCUCAACUAAUUUGUCUCAUGCGUUGACGAGUACGAUAAGUAGACCCAGGUUGAUCUGGAUUAAUUUCACCACAAUAAAGAUUUUACACUAUCGAUUGAGGGGAUUGGCACCACCCAAGAAACAGCCAGCGAGACGAAAGGAGGCUAAGUCUUUACUAGAUUUUAUUUCUCAAAAGGCCUCAACCCCUACAGUCGAGCUUGGUCAGGUGACAAGAUUAACAGUAGAGGUUAUGACGGAUUUUCUCCAUAAAGUUACAGCCAGGACAAGUUUGGGAAGAGAAAGGGCAAAAUUGAGAACUUUUAAAGUGCCAUUCCCACAAGUGUGCAGUGACAGUAAACAUGCAUUGCAGUUGGCAAACUCUGGUUUAAAUAAAAGGGAGUACAUACUGAGCUCCAAACAAUUGGCCCUGGAGUACAUUGUCCAUCAAAGAAUACAGCAAGCAAGGAACGCUCUAUCUGCUGAAACUUACCAAUGCUCACUUGGCAAAAUCCACUUUCUUCCUAUAUUGUAUAAUCACACUGAUGUCAAUUUGGGAGAUUGUUCGUACUUGGAUACAUGCCACAAGAUGAGAACCUGUCGUUAUCUUCAUUAUUUCACACUAAACCCUCUCAAGUCUGAGUCGGCAAUGAAGAUGGUGGAAAAAGAUCUUGACUAUACCAUAGGACAAUGCUUUAGUGAAUCGUUUCGUUCAAUCACACCUCCACAAUGGAUCAAUUGCGAUGUUCGCAGUUUGCCAUUUGGUAUCUUGGGCAAAUUUGCCGUCAUCAUAUCUGAUCCUGCUUGGGAUAUUCACAUGUCUUUGCCAUAUGGAACUUGCAAGGAUGACGAGUUGUUGGAAUUGCCAAUGCACGAGCUUCAAGACGAGGGUAUCAUUAUGUUAUGGGUUACUGGACGUUCAAUUGAGAUUGGACGUAGGGCUUUGCGCAAAUGGGGCUACCAAAUUAGUGAUGAAAUGAUUUGGAUCAAGUUGAACCAGUUGAAAAGAACAAUCGUUACAGGAAGAACUGGCCAUUGGUUGAAUCACUCAAAAGAGCAUCUCUUGGUUGGCCUCAAAGGUGACCCACGUUGGCUCAAUUUGCGAGUAGAUACAGAUGUUGUCGUUAGCAGUACAAGAGAAACAUCUAGGAAGCCAGACGAAUUUUAUGACAUCAUUGAAAGAUUGGUGGGCCCACACGCAAGGAAAUUGGAGAUUUUUGGUAGAGCUCACAAUACCAGACCAGGGUGGUUGACCAUUGGCAACCAACUACAAGGUGUAUCAUUACACGAGCCUGAAGUUAAAUACAACUAUGAAAUGUAUAUUAGUCAAAAUCCAAACUAG
Lodderomyces theae is the source of this 1533-nucleotide messenger RNA. RefSeq names its product mRNA (N6-adenosine)-methyltransferase. Gene Ontology annotation, molecular function: mRNA m(6)A methyltransferase activity. The transcript has a single exon. The coding region runs from base 1 to 1533 and encodes 510 amino acids. Gene Ontology annotation, cellular component: nucleus; RNA N6-methyladenosine methyltransferase complex. NCBI's taxonomy places the organism in Eukaryota, Fungi, Ascomycota, Pichiomycetes, Serinales, Debaryomycetaceae. The record is from RefSeq and is a predicted model, not a curated record.